Thrips palmi is the source of this 1947-nucleotide messenger RNA. Its product is annotated as zinc transporter ZIP1-like. The record is from RefSeq and is a predicted model, not a curated record. Gene Ontology annotation, biological process: zinc ion transmembrane transport. Gene Ontology annotation, molecular function: zinc ion transmembrane transporter activity. The transcript has 7 exons. Lineage: Eukaryota; Metazoa; Arthropoda; Insecta; Thysanoptera; Thripidae. The coding region runs from base 430 to 1428 and encodes 332 amino acids. Gene Ontology annotation, cellular component: plasma membrane.
GAUUUGAAUGAAAGUCCUGUGGAGAAUGGACAGCUUCGCAUUUGUCCGAAAAUAGCUCACAAAAUCAAGAAGCACGUGAAAACGCGUCAUCUUCCUUCUAGCGCCUUCACCGCCAAGGAAUAUAGGACUCUACUUCCUUCGGGCCCGGUGCUGGCAGUGGUGGUCAACAGAAAGCUAGGUUAGGUUGGUCAUUCGGGUUUCAGUUGCUUACCCCCUCCACUUGUCUACUUGUCAACACUUGAGGCCCAUGUCUAUGAUUCACACCCUUACAAACAUCAACAAACCACACAGCUGAUUGUACUUCGGAGUUGCAAGGUUACAGUCUGCAGCUUUUGCUGGAACCUCCGCUCUGCCGGACACUGGUAUGCCUCAGCACCCCUCCAUGAAACUCUAAAACUUCAACUGUGGAAGCAUUAGAAAGGCUGCAAAAUGGACAUCAACGCAGCAAAAUGGGCUGUGCUUGUCGGCUUGCUGAUUAUAACACUGUUUCUCUCAAUGCUACCUCUGUGGCUUUUGUGGUCUGUACGUCAUACUAUUGACCAGUCACGGAAAGCCAAGUAUGCCCGUGUUAUCAGUUUACUAAGUUGCUUUGCUGGAGGAGUCUUCAUGGCAACGGGUCUUCUUCAUUUAUUCCCUGAGGUUGACGAAGCUCUUACAAAGGCCUCCUGGGGGCAUGGAUUUCCUGUUGCUGGCUUUUUGACUGCAUUUGGAUUUUUCCUUGUACUUACUAUGGAGCAAAUAGUACUGGAUUACAAAGAAACUGCGAACAUUAGAGUGCUGUCUCGAGGAGAACCCAUUGAAGGAACUGACAAUGAUGUUGACCAAGUGAGAAGACGAGGAGGCUCUGUUGUUGGAGUGAGGGACCACCCUCUGACGACUAGUUUUGAUGGUUCAUCUCUUGACCCAGCAGCUGCAGUAGAUGCAGAUCCACACUCAACAUUCCGUUCAGUACUUCUUACUGCUGCAUUGUCUCUCCAUUCUGUUUUUGAGGGGCUUGCCAUUGGUUUACAGGGAACUGUUGAUGGUGUGAUGCAGUUUUUCCUGGCAGUGAGUUUGCACAAAGCUGUCAUUGCAUUUGGAUUAGGGCUGAACUUGGCACAAAGUAGGCUUUCUUUAUGGGCCAUUGUUAGAGCCAAUCUUGUCUUUUCUCUUGCCUCACCCAUUGGCGUAGCUAUUGGCAUGGGUAUUGAGGAUUUUGGACAUUCUAUGAACGAGUCAAUUGUAAAUGGUGUUCUUCAAGGUCUUGCCUGUGGCACUUUCUUCUAUGUCACCUUCUUUGAGGUCUUACCUCAUGAGCUUAAUCAAGGUGGUGACCGUCUGUUGAAACUUCUUGCCACUCUGAUUGGAUUUUCUGUGAUAUGUGGUGUGAUGUUCUUGGAUCCUGAUGCAGCUCCUUCUGGAGACGCAUCAUGUGCACGCAUUACUUGAUCAACAAGUCACUGUAUGUGAUUCCUUGUGUGAAAUCUCACUUGGUAUUGUGAUAUUGCUAUUCCACGAAACUCUCAAGAAUGAUCCUAUUUUGGUCGGAAAAGAAGAAAAAAAUAAAAAGUCUUGCUUUUGAACUUAUUUAGUUACUGGUGGACUGUGAAAAGAAACUUCUGAUCAAAUUAUAAAUAUGUGUCUAAUUUUAAAUGGGCAGGAACUGUCAAUGUUCUCUCUGAAAUUUUCUUUCAUUGUAAUUGCCACAAAGUAUUUUUGUUUACAUUUUGGAUGCAAUUCAUCAAGGCAUUGUGGUUGUGCCACAAGUAUCAGCCACUUACUUUGGACUGAUUCUAUGUGAUAUUUGAAUAAGUAGAAAUGUAGAUGUUCCCUUUUUGAUGUAAAUGUUAAUAAAAGAUUGCAUUUGUCGUUCUAAAACUUGUAAAAACCUGCUGUUUGAGCUAUGUUUUUCACUUUUUCACAAAUACAAUGGCUAGUUGAGAAAUAAAGUAGACUCAAUCAUGUAAA